CGCGCCACUCCCCUUCCCUGCCGCGGAAUGGAUGACAUGGCGAAGAUAGCUCUCGGCUUCGUCGUCCCAAUUGGUCGAGUUCAUCAGGUAUGCGGCGGUGGAGGAAGGCGAGCCCAUCAUGGAGCCAACCACUUUAUGAUGGGCGACCUUGUCAAAAUCGAUUUCGCCAACGAAUGCUUCGAGCGAGUGCAGCGGUGUCAUCUUUACUGUGCCAUACAAGGCCUCGGGUUUGAACCGGGCUAACUUAGCGGCAUUAAUCUUCACCAGCUCAUCUCUGCCCUCGAAGCAAAAGCUGAGUUUCGCAUCUGCCUCCUCCAACAACGUCAGGAGCUUUGGGACAAUGAUUUCGAACCCGACGUGCAUCGUUUCUGAUACACGCCAUUCCUCGAGCUGCGAGCGCAGCAAUAUGGCUGCUCGGUCAAUUCGCCUUUCGAGGUCGUCUGGAUGUACUUCCUCCCGGAGCUGCAGGGGUUCUACAGCAUGUCUUUUGAGGGAAAGCAGUGCCGCUGCUGUAUUCACAAUGCUGUCAACCUGAGAAUUUGUUUCUCUCCGCCAGCCGCCAUCGUCGGACUGGGUGAGAAGGAGGGAGCGGAAGCAUUCAGGGAACAGCCAAUGUUUCUGCCCUCCGACGGUCUUUGUGACCAGUGACACCCAAGCUGUGUCAUAGGUAGCACAGCUCAUCGACCCGUUGCCAUACUUCGGAUCGUGGCCUUUGAAGCUUCGUUUUAUCAGGAGUCUUGCAUUGAUUCCUAGGUUAGCGACCCCCGCGGGGUCUGCGUGCUGUACGCCCAUAUUUUCAAUUAAUAAACAAUGGAUACGUACGGGCUUGUCGAACCAUGCAAACGAGGGUACCGAACUCCUCUAUGUCAUCCUAUAUAUAAAUACUUCCGAUGAACCGGCAAUUGAACCCUGUCAGGAGCAUGCCUGUCUCGACUUGUUAUCUAUACCUCACGUUAGAUUCUCCGCUCAGCUGAAAGGUCAGUGGAUAUGGUUCGGUCUUCGGCCCGCAGUAAGAGAGGGGACCACUUGGGUAGCUACAAAUAAGAUACCCUGCCCAGGGCUCACUUGGAUCUCUCUUUCUCUCUCCAGGUCCAUGGCACUGCAAAACUCAAUGAUAUCCGGCCAUGUUUGCUCAACGGCAAGGCGUUUCAGCUCUGGACGAUGCUAUCCUAGCGUUUCUCGCAGGAGUAGUUGUCAUUGGACUCUCCAGCGUGGUCCUCUCUGGGUAUCAUUUCCUUUCUGCCCCAAACACCAGACGGAUUCCCAGAGCUGGCAAGGCUCCGGGGUGGUUUGGCCUGGCCAACGCCAAACGAGACUUCAUUGCAAAUGGGGCCAAAAUCAUUGAUCAGGGAUACCGCAAGGUGAGAAUGACGGACUGGGGGAGAGGCCUCGGUUGAGAACGCUCCUCAUGCUCAUCAUGGAUACAGUACAAGGAUUCUGCAUUUCUCGUACAGACGGCAGACAUGGAGCGGAUCGUGCUCAGCCCGAAAUACCUGCAUGAGAUCCGCAAUGCGCCGGAGUCGGUCCUCAGCCUGAGAGAAGGAAUGAGCCAGGUGGGUGGUCGACUGACAAACGAGUUAGCCUUACAUCCUUCGAUCUGCAGCUAACGGGUUUCAUCUAUACAGAGGCACCUGGGCAAAUUCACGACACUGGAUGUGAUCCUGACGAGCCACCUGCAAAGCAGUGUGUGUAAGACGCAGUUGACCCAGAAUCUUCGUAAGUAAUUAUGGAGUGACUGGUUAACUGGAUAAUUCGUAACUAGUUUAUUAACUGGUUAACUGUCAGACGCCCUCAUCACGCCGAUGAAUGAGGAGGCCCAGUUCUGGCUGGCGCAGCGGAUACCGAUCGACCGGCCUUCAUCCGCAGUUCUGGGCCACGACACCCUCCUCGGCGUCGUUGCAGGAAUCUCUUCGCGGGUCCUGGUUGGUCUGCCCAUGGGCAGGGACCAGGACUGGCUCCGAACCGUUGUGGGCUACACGAUUGAUGUCAUGCAAGCAUCGGCAGGCCUGCGUCCGUAUCCAACUCUGCUGCGCCCGCUCGUUGCGCCGGUAAGCGUUCCAUGAUGAAAGCAAGGAGGAUGCUGCCUGCUAACCGUGUCUAGUGGCUCAGAUGCAUCAAAAGACUCCAGGGACACUUGGACACGGCCCAUCGCUGCUUCGGCGACGUCUUCGCCCAGAGACUGGCUGAUCCAUCCAGGACAGAGGGAGAGCAGAAUGUGAUCCAGUGGAUGGCCGAGGCUGCCACCGGCGACGACAGAAACCCCGAAGUGCUCGUCAAGAAGCUGUUGUUCAUCACGCUCGCUGCCGUGCAUACGAGCACCAUGGCUGCAACCCAUGCGCUGUUCGACCUCUGCGUCAUGCCAGAGUACAUACCCCUGUUGCGCGAGGAGCUGGACGAGGUCAUUGCCAAACACGGCUGGACCCUGGCUGCGAUCAAUAACAUGCCGGUGCUUGACAGCUUUCUCAAGGAGUCCCAGCGCAUCAACCAUCCUGGGCUGCUCUCAUUCAACCGCAAGGUCCUGCAGCCUCUGCGCCUCUCAGACGGCACAGUGAUUCCUGCAGGCAGUUUCAUCUCGAUGGCAACCAGCUCCAUCGCCCGAGACCCGGAGCACUACCCAGAACCGGAGCGCUUCGACGGCCUGCGGUUCUACAACAUGCGUAAGGCGUCCAAUGGCGAUUCCAGCAAGCGUCAUCAGUUCGUGAGUACGGGGCCGGAGAACCUGGCCUUUGGCUUUGGCAAGUUUGCGUGUCCGGGGCGUUUCUUCGCCGCAGCUCAGAUCAAGGUGAUAAUGGCCACCAUCAUCUUGAGGUACAACGUCUCCUUCCCAGACGGCCAGAAGACACGGCCGCAGAACACUUUUGUAGGAGAAUCCAUCGGCCCAGACCGCAGACAAGUAAUUGUGUUUCGGCGUCGAAGUGACAUUUAA
Trichophyton rubrum CBS 118892 is the source of this 2926-nucleotide messenger RNA. RefSeq lists its product as uncharacterized. The coding region runs from base 2228 to 2926 and encodes 232 amino acids. The transcript is spliced from 2 exons. Gene Ontology annotation, molecular function: heme binding; iron ion binding; oxidoreductase activity, acting on paired donors, with incorporation or reduction of molecular oxygen. NCBI's taxonomy places the organism in Eukaryota, Fungi, Ascomycota, Eurotiomycetes, Onygenales, Arthrodermataceae. The record is from RefSeq and is a predicted model, not a curated record.